UUCACUGUUCUCACCAUAAAGACAGCUGAGCACAAUUUCAUUCGAUGUUAACAUUUUUAUUAAAUUUAAAUACAAGUUUCAAUUUUAUAAAUGGAAAUUACAUUAGCGUUACUUAAACCACACGUGGUUCGUAAUGUCUAUGCAUUCCGACAGAUAAAAGAUAUAAUACAGCAGAAUUUUACAAUACUGCAUACCAAAGAAGUGCGCAUUACGAAAGAGUUGUCUGAACAUUUCUAUGUGGAGCACAAAGGGAAAUUCUUCUACAAUCGACUGGUCACAUUCAUGGGCAGUGGACCUUGCCAUGCAUUUGUCCUACAGUCCAAAGGCAGUAUCGCCAAGUGGCGUGCGUUGAUGGGCCCCACAAAAGUUUAUAAAGCUGUAUACUCGCAUCCGGAUUGCAUACGUGCGCUCUAUGGUCUCUCAGAUACACGUAACGCCUGCCAUGGUUCCGAUAGUGAAAAAUCGGCGUCACGUGAAAUUUCUAUUUUAUUUCCGGAGCUGGAUAUAAAUCAAUUAUCGGCUAUUGGGAGUAAUAGAUGACUGUGUGAUUGAUAUGUUAACGUAAAACUGUUGUGAAUGGAUUUGUUUGUGCACAUGUAGCUGUUAAUGAAAUCGAAAUGGUUUUUUUAAUUUAUAACCCGCAUUAAAAAUAAGUUAUGUAAAUGUAAGCAAGAUUGUUAAAUUGUGUUAAGAAUGGUUUCUAAGCACUCGCAUGAAAGGAUUAUUACAAAACCCAUCACUGCAUUUAAAUUAAAUAGUUUAAGGUAAGUUGCAUAUGCUAUGUAGUUCGUUAAUUAUUAUUGUUGGAAAAAAGUAAAAUAAUAAAUUUAUUAUACGCAUUAAUACAAUUAGAAUUUAUAUGAAUGGCACAUAAAUAUUUAUAUUGGGUUACUAUAUCCAUUUACGAUUUUGCACGAAGUAAUAGUGUAUAAUUAUCUGUGGAAAUGGUUUUCCUUUGUAUUUGUAAUAUUUUAUUACACCUUUAAUAAAACUCUAUAACAUCAUAAAAUAUUAGAGAAGGAUGUGAGACAUUUUGAUUACGCAAUGUCGGUUGCUCCAGCUGUUCUUUAGUGGAACUUAUAAAUACAUACAUACAUACAUAUUUAAAACAAUUUAAUCUCUUCCGAAACCGAAAUCGGUCCAUAUCUUUUUUCUAGGCUAAAUAAAAUACAGUCGGUUCGUUUACUAGUUUCAUUUCGAUUAACCGCUGGAUCUCAAUCUCGAAACAAAUCGGUGGAAAUGUUUUGCUUAGCAUAAAAGAAAUUCGUCAGAGGAUAUAUUUUACAUUAGUUUUGGAAAACUGCUGCCAUACUCGGGGAAGUUGUUGUUGUUGUAUCCUCAGGAAAUAAAAGUUUUAUUCCGAUAUAAAUCAUACACCCGAUCUAAUUUUAUUGAUGUUAUCGGCUCACAUAUUCCCUCUAUCACAAUGGAAAGGAAGUAAUAAUUAAUAUUUUUAAAUAAAAAAUCCACACAUAUUUGUUUUUGUAAUUGAUGCUUUAUUGGUAAAUUCUCAAUACAAGUAUACAAUAGCUUUUCAAUUUUUUUUGUUGUUGUAACCAUAUCAUGUAGGUUGUAGUAAAUUAAAAAUAAAUUUCUCAAAAGGAUUAAUCAUAUAUUCGUAUAACAAAAUACUAUAUAAAAAGUAUAAUCAUAAGACAAAAAGUGUAGAAAAACAGUUUCCAAAAUACAUAUGCACAUACAUACAUACACAUAUGUAUAAAUGUAUGUGCAUACAUAUACAUAUACAUAAAUACAUAGUUGUUAAUUUAUUUAUUUUAAACGAUUCCAUUGGAAAUCUGUGUGUAUACAUAUGUAUGUAGUUUGAUUGUUGUCAUAAUCAUAUGUAUGUAUGUAUAUAUUGAGUUUCUCAUUUUAAAUGCCGAAAUGCUCGAAAAUUUUGUUAAGUUAGCGAAAACAUGUAUACAUAUUGCUAAAUAUGUGAAUAUUGGUGUUUUGAAUAUACAUACAUAUUACUGUUUUCUAUACAUUUCUGCGCUACAUAGCGGUUGUUUAAAAGUGUAAAUGACACAUGUAUACAUAAAUACAAGUAUAUAAGCAUUAGCUUUUAUAUAUUUUUAGUACUUUGUCUUUUUAACUUAAUUUAAAAAUAAUUAUACGAAAUUGAGAAUGAUAAUAUAAAUUUAUUUUUAUUCUGUUUCAUAACGCAUACUACUAAACGAACUUCUAAACAAAUAUCAAUUUGUAUCUAGGUAGUAGUAAGCGGUGUGCUAUAAUUUUUGUGAAUUUUUCAGGGAUUAUUUUUCUAUUUUUAUUUGGCUUUUUUCAUGCUACUAGCAUUGUGGUAGUUGCAAUGUUUUUUUUAAUUUUUUUGCGAGUUUUAUACACAGUACGUGCUAUAGCUUUUGAAUUUGUUAGUUGUACGUAAGUGUAUUUAAUUGUUAAUUGCAAUUAAUAAAUAUGUGUACAACUAUUGAAUUCAUAGCUUUGCGUUCUUGCUGUGUAUAAAACUGUUUUUGUUGUUGUAUAUUUUUUAUAGGUUAUGUCAAAUAACAAUUUCUAUAUAAGUAAAUUUGCAGUUCUAUAAUUCUAAAUUCCAUUGUCCUUUCAAUAAAUUAUAAAUGUUUAAUCGAUUUAAUGCCUACAGCAGUCCCAUGGUUUUCACAAUUUUUUCCGUUUAGGAUUUUAAAACGAGUCUAAAAUAUACAUACAUACAGCAAAUAUGCCUAACUUAAUGUGUUUUGAAUUUUAUUUUUGUUGUUUUUUUUUUCAAUAUAUUUUUAUCCGAUUAAAAUAUUGCUAUGCGUCAAAAUUCUGAUUUGUUCAAUGAAAUUUCGCUGACGUUGACAGGUGAAGGCCAAUGAGCGGCGUAAUGCAGUUGCUGAAUAUAUUGGAUAAUUUUAGAAUUUUACUGAAAUGUAUUUAGCGAGUUUUAGGUGUUUAGUUGCUUGUUUGUAUUGUUGUAGCGCUAAUUGGGGUUUGCAGAAAUGUAAAAUAAUUGAUUUUCAAAUAACGUUCUUACUUGAACCUUACGCGAAAACAACAUAACCUCACUAAUUUUUUUUUUUUUAGUUAAAUAAAUUAAUUGAGGUUUUCAGAAAUGUAAAAAAAUUGUUUUUCAAAUAACUUUCUUACUAAAACCUUAAUCAAAAGCAUCAUAACCUCACUAAUUUUAUAUAAUUUUUUUUUUUUUUA
This is a messenger RNA of Zeugodacus cucurbitae (melon fly), 3153 nucleotides long. It is a transcript of the gene nmdyn-D6, whose product is annotated as nucleoside diphosphate kinase 6. Gene Ontology annotation, molecular function: nucleoside diphosphate kinase activity. The transcript has 2 exons. Gene Ontology annotation, biological process: UTP biosynthetic process; negative regulation of oxidative stress-induced intrinsic apoptotic signaling pathway; GTP biosynthetic process. NCBI's taxonomy places the organism in Eukaryota, Metazoa, Arthropoda, Insecta, Diptera, Tephritidae. The record is from RefSeq and is a predicted model, not a curated record. The coding region runs from base 91 to 540 and encodes 149 amino acids.